Polyodon spathula (Mississippi paddlefish) is the source of this 1425-nucleotide messenger RNA. RefSeq names its product homeobox protein XHOX-3-like. Lineage: Eukaryota; Metazoa; Chordata; Actinopteri; Acipenseriformes; Polyodontidae. The transcript has 4 exons. Gene Ontology annotation, biological process: regulation of transcription by RNA polymerase II. The record is from RefSeq and is a predicted model, not a curated record. Gene Ontology annotation, cellular component: nucleus. Gene Ontology annotation, molecular function: DNA-binding transcription factor activity, RNA polymerase II-specific; RNA polymerase II cis-regulatory region sequence-specific DNA binding. Bases 80 to 1237 code for a protein of 385 amino acids.
CACAUCCCCCAUUUGCGCCUUGUGUGUUUCUGUUUAAAGCUUGUUUUCUUGGAGACUUGGCGUUCGCACUACAUCCAUAAUGGAAAACAGAAAGGAGAUGGUAAUGUUCAUGGAGGGAGGUCAACUUGGCACGCUAGUUGGCAAGAUAGGGCCCAAUUUGUCAGAAGCAGUUGGAAGCCCAGUUCAAGAACCGCAGGAGAAAAUGGUCCACGGGAACAGUUUAAGCCCCAGGUCUGUGCCGUUAUCACGAGAAAGAGGGGAUGAAGAGGUGGAGGAUGUAAGCGGCGGUGCACGCAUUGAUAUCAGGCCGGGCAGAGUUCUUUCUCCAAAGGGCAAACCUCAAUCAGAACUACUUUCUAACAAAGGGCAUCACAGCAGCUCAGACACAGAGUCUGAUUUUUAUGAAGAAAUAGACGUCAGCUGCACUCCGGACUGCAAAUCCGGAAAUAUGGAUUAUUCAAACAGCAAAGGUAAAGACGGUCUAGGUCAGUCCGGGGAUUCCUUGAGUAACCAUGGAAGCGGUGUUGAUGCCGGGAUGAGCAGUUCUCAGAGCUCUGCGGCCUGCGCAGCCGAUCGCCGCUACAGGACAGCUUUUACACGGGAGCAAAUCGGACGGCUGGAAAAGGAAUUCUACCGAGAAAAUUAUGUGUCCAGACCAAGGAGGUGUGAACUGGCAGCUGCCUUAAAUCUUCCAGAAACAACUAUCAAGGUGUGGUUCCAGAAUCGUAGAAUGAAAGACAAGAGGCAGCGUUUGGCCCUGACCUGGCCUCACCCUGCAGAUCCUGCGUUCUACACUUACAUGAUGAGCCAUGCAGCGGCCACCGGGAACUUGCCUUACCCUUUUCCUUCCCACCUGCCCCUUCCGUAUUAUUCACACAUGGCUAUGGGUGCCAGCGCAGCUGCAGCAACUCCUUUCAGCACCCCUCUGAGACCAUUAGAUACCUUCAGGGUCCUGUCUCACCCUUACCCAAGACCAGAGCUGCUGUGCGCAUUCAGACACCCUUCUCUCUACCCUUCACCUGCCCACGGACUCAGCGGCGCUGGGGGAAGCCCGUGUUCAUGCCUAUCCUGUCAUUCUAGCCAGUCUAACGGCUUGUCUCAGAGGUCUUCGGGAGCAGACUUCACCUGUUCAUCCACCAGUAGGACUGAUAGCUUUCUGACCUUUACGCCGUCUGUGCUAAGCAAAACCUCUGCAGUUUCCCUGGACCAGAGAGAAGAAGUACCUUUAACUAGAUAAAACUCGGGUCUUCAAAUUAAAUGCCGCGUAUCCAUGUCAAAAAAUGAAGAAGUUUAAUUUAUUUUACAUGAAUUGUCAUGACCACACUUCAAGAAGGAACCAUUACUAAAAAAAUAAAAUAUCUCUGCUGCUUAGAGGAAUGUACGAACAACAAUAUCCACACAGUCCAACUCUCGGGCAUGAAAACU